Messenger RNA from Petromyzon marinus (sea lamprey), 4710 nucleotides. RefSeq names its product AMP deaminase 3-like. Gene Ontology annotation, cellular component: cytosol. Lineage: Eukaryota; Metazoa; Chordata; Hyperoartia; Petromyzontiformes; Petromyzontidae. Gene Ontology annotation, molecular function: AMP deaminase activity. The record is from RefSeq and is a predicted model, not a curated record. Gene Ontology annotation, biological process: IMP salvage; AMP metabolic process.
UCCUGCUCAAGUGAGCGUGAGGUAGCAUUCAUCUGUUAGGGUUAGACCUGAGUGGAAAUUCAACAUUCUUUUCGAUAACGUUCCACAAUAGUACAGUACUUAACAUUAUUGAUCCAGGAAAGAUGGUAAACUUGAGUCGACCCGCGGCUCGGAUUUAUGUACAAAAACAAUUAUACCUGCAUAUAUGCGCAUACAACCCAAACAUACAGUAUAUCGGCAGUAUGUAUAUAGGGUUAGGGCAUGUCCCUGCCUGCCCGCGCAUCUCACUACUCUCCACGCACUCUCCUACGCCACCGCUCUCAUCUCACUCCACUCCUAUUUUCCAGCCUCCCAUCGCUCUACUCCCCUCCGCGCACUCGCCGACCUCUUCCUCUCUCAUCCGACUCUACCAACCUCCACGCGCUCCGCACCAGCAACCAAGUUCUUUCUCUUAAAGUCCUCGGGUCGUUCUUCUAUGUUGCCCUCAUAGCCUGGAACUCCCUUUACCCCCCCCCCCCCAAGCCAUCCGUGCUGCUGACCUCCGACUCCUAUUCAAGUCAUUACCUCCCCCUCUACCUGUGACAGAGUUACCUGGAUUUUGAAGUAAACGUGCCCAACUGCGUCUGUGCGGCGUCAGGAGAUGCGGGCGCAUUUCGGCAGGGCUGUGUAAAUCAACAUGGCAUUGUAUAUUGAGACAGGUUUUACGACUUUUCCACCAAACCCUUUUCAAAGUCCUCGCGGGAAGGCAAUUCAAUCCGCACGGAGCGUCGCUUGGCACUCAUCGCCCGUCCACCUCUCAUCACUCACCGUGAGCCCUCUCGUGUAACCUCAGCCAAGGCCCGGCAGAUGCUGGUUACACUGUGCGGAAAAAAAUUAAAAAUAAACUUACAGUGCGGGUCAACACGUUAAAAACCACCAACCAAAUAGCAGCGUCAUUGCACCGCUACCAUCAUUCGCCGGCAGCAUUGCAACCGUUCACCAGGCUACUUACUACCAAGAAGCCGUGCCCCGGCUCACUCGCCAACCUCGGGAUAAGAUUUGUUGAUCAUCUCCCAGCCGUACGAAGGAAGAAGUGUUUCAAGUCAACGGGUCUCGAUAAUCCCCGACCGAGCCACGAUGGAGGCGCGGGACACUGGGGCGGCAUUGACAAAUGCGUACCGGGGUCUGGCCGCGGGGGGCUGCUCCCUGCAGCCCGUGCAGGAGCACUUCCCCGGGAGCGAGGCGAGAAGCUUCCUGCUGCAGCACAAGGCCAAGACCUGGGAUGAGCCAGACAUGAUCAACCCCGCGUCCUCCUCCGCCUCCCUGUGUCUCCCCUCCUCCUCCUCCUCGUCACUGUCCACCACGUCUUUCCACCGGGUUGUCAUCACGGGAGACAGCGCCGCGGAUGUUACCUGGGUGAGGCCAGCCGAGCUGCAGGACAUUGCGGCCAAGCUGAUGGGAGCAAUGCGAGCGCGGCAGCAGCGCAUGGUGGCCUCACUGCAGCGUUUCCCACGCACCGCCACACGCUUCCUGCGGCCGCCGGGAGACAAAGUUGACUGUGGCAUGGAAGACGGCCUGCCCAACGGUUACCCAGCUUUUGCGACGGUGGACGUGACGGCGGUUGUUGAGGCCGACGGUGCGGCCACGCCGCCCCCGGUGACCCCGGCCGCGCUGACCCUGCCGAGCCGCGUGGCCAUGGUGCGCGGCGUGGCCGUCCUCUACGUCGACGAGAAGGCCCAGGAGGACGGCCAAGCCUGGGCCCUGCCCUGCGACGCGACCAUCGGCCUGUCCUCCCACCUCAGCGACCUGGGAGUGCUGCUCGGUCUUGUGCAGGAUGGGCCCCUCAAGACAUUCUGCCAGCGACGCCUCAAGCUCCUGGCCGCCAAGUUUCAGGUUCAUCAGAUGACGAACGAGUUGGCCGAGAUGAUACAGCUCAAGGUGGACGGCUGCCGCGACUUUGAGAACGUGGUGAAGGUGGACACGCACAUCCACGCGGCGGCGUGCAUGACAGCGCGGGAGCUACUGCAGAUGAUGCGGAGCGCGCGCGAGGAGGGCGUCCCUGUGUCGCGCGGUCCCGACGGUCGCGAGCUCACGCUGGCCGAGCUCUUUGCGCAGCUGCACCUUCGCAGCGACUCCAUCGACCUGGACAACCUGGACGUGCACGUGGACCGCGACACGUUCCAGCGUUUCGACCGCUUCAACGACAAGUACAACCCGCUGGGCUCCAGCGAGCUGCGCAACGUCUUCCUCAAGACCAACAACCACAUGAGCGGAAAAUACUUUGCGAUGCUCGUGAAGAAUGUGGGCCGGCGGCUGGAGGCAAGCCGCUACCAGUACGCGGAGCCACGCAUGUCAGUGUACGGCCGCUCGCGGGGGGACUGGGAAAAGCUGGCCGGCUGGUUCGAGCAGCACCAGGUGUACUCGCCUCACCUGCGCUGGGUCAUCCAGGUCCCGCGCAUCUAUCACAUUUUCCGCACGAGAAACAUCAUCCCGAGUUUCGGGGUGAUGCUGGAGAACAUCUUUCUGCCGUUGUUCGAGGUGACCCUCAACCCGGACUCCAACCCGACCCUGCACAACUUCCUCCAGCACGUGACGGGGUUCGACUCGGUGAGCGACGAGUCGUUGGCCGAGGGGCUGUUCCUGCCGGACAGCCCGGCCCCCGAGGAGUGGACGAGCGCGGAGAACCCUCCGUACGCCUACUACGUCUACUACAUGUUCGCCAACGUGGCCGUGCUCAACCAGCUGCGCAGACAGUGCAACAUGAACACGUUUGUGUUCCGGCCGCACUGUGGCGAGGCUGGCUCUGUCGCACACUUGGCUGACUCCUUCCUCACCUCCGACAACAUCUCACACGGCAUCAACCUCAGCAAGAGUCCCGUGCUACAGUACCUGUACUACCUGUGCCAGAUCCCCAUCGCCAUGUCGCCCAUCAGCAACAACAGCCUCUUCCUCGAGUACUCCCGCAACCCUUUCCUCGACUUCUACCACAAGGGCCUCACGGUCUCCCUGUCCUCGGAUGACCCCCUGCAGUUCCACUUCACGCAGGAGGCGCUGGUGGAGGAGUAUGCAACGGCGGCGCACUUCUGGAAGCUGAGCACGUGCGACCUGUGCGAGAUCGCCAGCAACAGCGUGCGGCAGAGCGGCCUCUCCCACAUGGAAAAGCGCGAGUUCCUGGGCGACAAGUACCUGGAGGAGGGGCCCGAAGGGAACGACGCCACCAAGAGCAACGUGGCACCCAUCCGCGUGGCGUUCCGCCACGAGACGCUGUGUCAGGAGCUGGAGCUGCUGACCAAGGCCAGCCCUUCCUCACCCCCGUGAAGCCCGGUUGGGGAGGUGGGCCGUGAUCACGUUUUGCGGUGUAAGACUGCCAGCAGGGCCUCUCAUUCGCCUCCUUACAUUUCCUAAACGAGCGCCCGGACAUGUCUACGAUUUCCACAAGGCAUUGGAGGUAAAUGAGAUAUGGGAAGGACUGUAGUGAUUCUGCCUUAUUAUCAAUGAAACAAGAGGGGCAACUUUAAUAAUUCUAUUUUAUUUAGAUUAAUUCGUGCAAAUGCCUUCUCUAAACACUGAACAUUGAACCACAUUAAACAUCAAAACUGGUACGAUGCACCACAGAGACACAUCACGGACACGAUACAGGGUACGGAGGUGAACACAACACGGAGCUGAUGGGGUGAGAGCAAACAGUCAAGCUCCCGACAUUAUAAAAAGUCCAGAGAAUAAUGAGGACAAUAAUAAUUUAAUUUUAUACAGCGUAAUGCUUAUUACAGGAAUUGUAUGUAUUUACGUAAAUAAUGUAACAUUGUUUUAACACGUUGUGAUUUGAAUAACAAUACUUUCUAACGAUAAAUACAUUGCAUUGAACUCGUACACUUAAGUCUAACAACUUAUCGUAACAAAGAUGUCUCCAUCUAUGCAGACAAGGUAGCGUGGGCCAGGAUUAAAUACCUAGCACUUGGCAAAAUAAAUCAAAGCUACAGUCAGAAAUGUACACGCGGUGUCUACUUCAUGUGGGUCCCCUCGUCUCCGCAGCACUGAACUAUGGGUAUUUGCCACCCGCUCUUGAUAGUACCUGGCACCAAGAUGUCCACGCAGCCAAGGAAAGCGUCAGCAAAAAAUUGUUGUUGCACUGAACUAUGACCCCAUUGAUCACAGUCAUAUCAACGCGUAUGUUGUGCAUCAUCAUAGCUGAAAUCUGUGGGCGAUUUGGGCCUGCCCUAUGCUGUUUGCCAGCGUCACCGUUCUUCAAAUGUGACAAAUUUAACAAAAAAUACCCGCAAAUCGGUGAAUUGGAAACGCAUAUCAGCAUUGUCCCCUACUGCGAACCGUCUGUGGAACGUAGCACCUUCUUUCGUGACUGUCUUGCGUGAUAAAAUGGCGCAAAUACAAUCAUUUUUGUUUACCGAGCCUUUAGGCUUAUCUGGUGGAGUGUGUGAGCAUCAGCAUUGCUGGUUCUUGCGCCGACAACACACGUGCCUUGCCCACCUAAAUAAUAGGUCCUAAGUGAGUUCACUCACUCUCCCAAACCUUCACUCCCCAUUCACAUGAACAGCAACUCCCUCUCAUCAAUGGCACUUAGGUCUACCCAGGUUAUCUCUGCAUUCGCAUAUCCUGGACAACGUUUAGAAUAAUACAACGUAUUCCAGUUAAAUAAUUCGUUAACCGUACACGUGUUAGGCUAACAACGCUCAGCGCUUGCAAACCAUGUAUUGAGACUGUUGAAUAAUACACAAAUAAAGUGCAGCUUGUGCA